Messenger RNA from Arctia plantaginis, 513 nucleotides. Lineage: Eukaryota; Metazoa; Arthropoda; Insecta; Lepidoptera; Erebidae. The record is from the annotation of a GenBank genome assembly.
AUGCGCGCCUGGCUUGUCGUGUGUGCGGCGCUCGCGCUGGCGCCGUGCCGAGCGACCGCUGCCGCCGCCGCGCACGCGCACCGCACGCAUCCCCCUCAUCCCCCGCACACACAGCAUCCGACCGACCCUCAGCGCCUGGAGCGCAUCAAGUCACAAAUAUUAGCCAAGCUGGGGCUCUCAGCGCGUCCAACGCCACUUGGGGCGCCGCCGCGCGACGUGGUGCGCCAGAUACUUGCGCGAGCCGCCGACCCUCGGCCGCCGCCGCAACACCACGACACAGACAACGAACACGCAAUGCGAGAAAUCAUUGCAAUAGCACAUAGAGGUACACAGACAGACAAACGACUGACAUCACUACCAACAGUAGACAAAUUUAAUAACGGUUUUGAAUCACAUGAAACUGAAACGACACAUGAAUCUUCAAGUUUUUUGGCGCUGUGUUUACAACGGAACGUAAUGUUGGGAUUCUGCAGCAGCAUGCUUAAGAAGACCCGGCCGGUGAACAUGGACUAG